This is a messenger RNA of Medicago truncatula (barrel medic), 1607 nucleotides long. Its product is annotated as E3 ubiquitin-protein ligase ATL6. Lineage: Eukaryota; Viridiplantae; Streptophyta; Magnoliopsida; Fabales; Fabaceae. Bases 255 to 1205 code for a protein of 316 amino acids. The transcript has a single exon. The record is from RefSeq and is a predicted model, not a curated record.
GAGCAUAAAAAGGAGUGUUCACUUCACACUUCACUCUUCACCGUUCAUCCUUCAACCUUUUCUCCACUAAACCAAAUCCUUGUUCUUCAAGCAACAAAUGGAACUUCCCAUCUUACUUCCUUUCCUCUCCUCUCUCCCUUUAUAACAAUCAAUCCUCUUCUUUUUUCUCUUCAUAUUCCUCUCUCUAAAAAAACAACUCCACUACACUCCUCAUUCACAUCACUCUCAAACCUUUUCAACUUUCACAAACAAACAUGCUUAAUUUUCACCUCAAAAACUCUUACUUUACUUCCCUCACAACUAUAACUCCCUUCCUCUUUCUUCUACUCCUAAACCAUGUUGAAUCACAAGCUUCCAUGGAACCUGUUCCUACUGAUAUCUCUCAUCAUAGAUGGAAUCCUUCCUUUGCAAUCACAGCUGGUGCAGUACUUUGUUUACUUUUUAUCCUAGGAAUCGUGUUUUUCUACAUCCGAAACUGCGUUGAAUCGCGCAUCGUUGUCACGAGAAGCAACACAACGGAUUGUCCAUGUUCAUGUUCACAAGGUAUAAACAAAGAACUACUCAACACUUUCCCUAUCCUUUUUUACUCAACAAUCAAAGACGUUAAAACAGAUAAAGGACCAUUGGAAUGUGCAGUUUGUUUAACAGAUUUCAAAGAACAAGACACUUUAAGAUUACUACCUAAAUGCAACCAUGUUUUCCAUCCUCAAUGCAUUGAUUCAUGGUUAGCUUCUCAUGUCACUUGUCCCGUUUGUCGCGCAAAUCUUAACCAAGAUUCUUGUCAAGUUGCAAUGACCAUCCCAACCAAUUUCAACAAUGAACAAACAUGUGAAGAAAAUUCCGAAACCGUACCCGAAAUAACUCUCAAUAAUACUACCAAUGACCAAAACCAAAACCCAAACCAAAUUGACUCUGACGCGAACAAAGGAGAAAGUAUCAAUCAUGAUGAUGGCCAUCCAUCAAAAUUGAAACUUUUGAGAUCAAAUUCAACUGGUCAUUCAUUGGUUGAACAAGUGAAGUGUGUAGAGAGAUACACACUGAUGUUACCAGAGGAUGUUAGAAGGUACAUUUUGGUUAACCAUAGAAAAAGCUUUCAGCUUUCUAUGAGCAACAACAUGGUUAAAGGGUUAUGUUGGAAUGAUAAUGAAGGAAUCAAUGGUGAUACAAAAGUAGAGAAAUGGGUUUUGUGUGCUAAACAUGGUUGAGGAAUUUCAUCAAACAGUUUCUAUGCACUAUCUUUGCACCUUCUGCAAACAUCGUUCGUACAGAAAAAACUUCUUGGAAUGAAGAAUGAUGAUGUUCAUGUUAAUUCAAUAAAUGGGUCAUUGUUAAAUUUUGAUGGGUUAUGGAAAAUUAUGAAGUAUGAGUGAUGAAGCAGAGAAGAUUGAAAUGGAAGAUUGAGUUAACUCGUUCGCCUUUACUUUGUGAUGUAUGAAAAUUGCUUCCUUGUGAGAUGAGUCAACUCGUUAUUUACAUUUAGUAAAUUUUUAGGAGUAUGAGAGUGUAGCAAGCAAGUACCUUUUCUAAGAUUUCUUGCAGUUCUUUUUUUUAUUUUUUUAUUUAUUUUAUUUAAUUCAUUUAUAAAUCACCCACUACUAAUUAUAAGA